Molecule: messenger RNA, 1838 nt
Organism: Rhopalosiphum maidis (corn leaf aphid)
Lineage: Eukaryota; Metazoa; Arthropoda; Insecta; Hemiptera; Aphididae
Product: protein cornichon-like
Exons: 5
Coding region: 487-921 (144 amino acids)
Biological process (GO): endoplasmic reticulum to Golgi vesicle-mediated transport
Cellular component (GO): COPII-coated ER to Golgi transport vesicle; endoplasmic reticulum membrane
Source: RefSeq, a predicted model, not a curated record
CGAAUCGCGAACGAAUUAUACCAUACGAGUGACUCGACUGGCCCUGUUAUUACAAUAGUAUAAAAUAUUUAUGAUGUCCUUAAUUCUUAUACGCAUAAUAUGUUAUCGUUAUACUUAAUUACUUAAUUAAUCUAAUUUUCAAUAUUGUAUUAUAAGUCGUAACAUACGUUUUAAAAUUGUAUAUAAUACGAGUCUAUCACAGUAAUUACGUACAUUUUGAUAAUAUUUCGACAAACCAGUGAUCUGUUCGAUCGAAAAUUCACACUGCUUAUUGUACAAUUAUUUUUCUUGUUUUUAAACGCUAGUGAUCAACGAUAACUGUCGCCAAAAAAAUAAACUUAUAUUCUCUGUAUUAAUAGUAUUUCUAGUAUACUCGUCAAUGGUUGUGGUCGAGGUUACGAUGUUUUAGAUUGAUUUAUUUAGUGGCUUUUUUUGAUUUUAAAUUAACUAAGUACCAACUAUUGUAGUAGUUAACCAACUACUACAAUGUCUUUCACAUUCUCAGCGUUCACUUAUAUCGUGGCCAUGAUAUCAGAUGCAUUUUUAUUAUUUUUUUCAAUAUUCCAUAUAAUUGCAUUUGAUGAACUUAAAACUGAUAGCAAAAAUCCAAUAGAUCAAUGUAACAGCCUAAAUCCAUUAGUGAUUCCUGAGUAUAUGCUACACUUCUUCUUCAAUAUUUUGUUUUUGUUUGGAGGCCAAUGGAUUUCAUUUGCUAUUAAUAUACCAUUAAUGGCUUAUCAUAUAAAAAGAUAUCAUAACAGGCCAGUUAUGUCUGGUUUUGGUCUCUAUGAUCCUACAAGUAUUAUGAAUGCUGACAAAUUGUAUACAUAUCAACGUGAGGGUUGGAUAAAAUUAUCGUUUUAUCUGUUUUCGUUUUUCUAUUACUUAUAUGGAAUGAUACGGGCAUUGAUAACAGUUUAAACCAAAGUUACUUCUAGCAAAUUUCUUCUUUUCAUAAUAUGUUUUGUACAUAUUUGUUUAUUUUUUAUCGGUAUAAAACAGCUAUUUUUUAUUUAAGUCUACCUCAGUAUAUAUAUAUAUAUAUAUACAUAUAUAUAUGUAUAUAUAUAUAUAUAUACAUAUAUAUAUUUACAUGUUAUGGGCAAAGUAAGAAAUUCAGGCAUUGUAUAACAAUAUCCAGGCACUGUGCAAAAUGGCCUAAUAUUUUAAUAAUAUUAAUUCAUCAGUUGUAAGAACCCAAUUGGAUACCUAAUAGAUUUAAAAACUAAUAUUUGAAACGUCUAUUUCAGAUUUUUUUUUUUGAUUAUUUGUACCCUGUAAAAUUGUUUAUUUAAUUUUUAAUAUAGGUAUUUAUUCUACAGUGUUCAAAUUUAAUUAUACAAUGUUAACUUAUUCUAACUUUGCCCUUGUGCACAGUGCCCGACUUCCUACUGUGCCUGUAACAUAUAUAUUAUAUACAUGUAUAUAAUAUACUAUAUAGAAAAUUAUUCAAACAGAAUGUAACCACAUAACAGCACAAUUGUUUUAAUUUGUUUUAUUGUAUUUAGUGACAUAAACAAAAAAAUGUGAAAAAAUCAUUUUUUGAUUUAUUAUUUUAUAAGUUUUGUUUAUGUGUAUUACGAAAUAUUUUAUAUUUACAAUAUUAAAUUUUUUAUAAUAGAUGUGAAAAAAAAUGUUAAGUUAUUGUGUAUAUUUUUGGGAUGUAAGGAAAAAGAACCAAUGGUAUUUGUUUAUUUUGUUGCCUUGCUACUCAUAUAAUAGUAGUAUUGUACGCUUGAUAUAUAUAUAAAUACCAGAGUCCACCAAGUCCAUAGUACCUUUAAUAUGAUGAUAAUAAAAUUGUAUGUCUGACAAUAAUAAUAUAAUUUAUAAAAUAA